AUGGCAGGGUGGUCGAUGGUAGCUGAUGGGUCCGCUUUAGAUUGCGCCAAAACCCCGAAAAAGAACGAGACGGACGGCUUCUCGGUCGAUCUUGAACCACAGUCGGAAGCUCCAGAACGCUGCGUUUUAGACGUGCCCCAUAAGCUCCGAUGCUGGUUCGAUCAGUUACUCGGGGUUUUUCUGAAAGAGAUCUCUGCCCAGGGCUUGCUUCGGCCUUUGCCUCCAAUGAUCGGUAAUGGGCAGCGUGUGGAUUUGCUUAAGCUGUUUUGGGUUGUGAGAAAGCGGGGUGGGUUCGAUACCAUUUCGAAAAUCAGGGUAUGGGAUUCAGUGGCUAAAGAGUGUGGCUUGGGUUGGGGUCUUGGCUGGGCUGUGAAGUUGGUUUAUGUCAAGUAUUUGCAUUUACUCGAGAGGGUUAUAGAAAAUAAGGCCUUGGAAUGGAGUGUGGAUAUUAGUGGCCUCGAUUUGACAGAGCAGUUCAUGGACUUGGAGGAUAAGCUUACAAAGGUUUUUCCGGAGAUUUCCGAUCAAAAGGUGAAAGAUGGGGGCUACCCGCAUGUUGAAUUGUCACCUAAGAAUUUUAAGGACAGUAAUGAGGUGGGAAGUGAGGUAGCAGAGUCAGAUAGGCUCAAGAAAAGUGUUGUUAGUGAAGCGUUCUUGGACUUGGAUUCAAGGAGGGAUGCUGGAAAGUUUUGCAAUGGUGAUGUGCCUUUGUCAGGUGGUGCCAUGAAAUGUACGGUUAAUUUAAUGAAUAAGAAUUUGGAUUUGACGAACAGCAUGGAGGAUGUCGGGAAAGUGUGUGACAAUGGUGAGGUAAGUGAGGUGGGGGAAUCUGGUAGAGGGAAGAAAUACAAUGAUUGUGAUGAAGCUGUGAUUUUUUUGGAUCCCUCUCCAGGUGAAGUGAGUUCUUUUCGUAAAAGGAAGCGAGGGCCAUCCUGUGGUAGUGAGGUGGGGGAAUCACGUAGAGGGAAGAAAUACAAUGAUAUUAGUAAUGAAGAUGCGGUGAUUUUGGAUCCCUCUACAGAUGAAGAAGCAAAUUCUUUUUGGAAAAGGAAGCAAGAAUCAUUGUGUGGAAUGCUGAAUUGGGUUAGAAUGAUUGCGAAGGAUCCUUGUGAUCCUGCAGUUGGUUCAUUACCAGAAAGGUCGAAGUGGAAGUCCUUUGGGAAUGAGGAGAACUGGAUGCAGGUUUUGUGGGCUCGAGAAGCCAUCUUUGUGAAGAAGCAUGCUGAUUCAGGUGCUGAACAGUCUAACUGGCAGAAGAAUCAGAGGAUGCAUCCAAGCUUGUACGAUGACCAUUUUAGCUCAUCUUACAAUCUUAGAGAGAGGCUAAGGUUGGAAAAGAAGCUUCUUUCUGGGGGGACAAUGCCACAAUCAAGAACCGGUUCAGAGUCAUCCUCGCCCAGUUAUAGUCCUGACAUGGCAGGGAUGGAGGAUCAGUUACUUGGAACCAAAUGGACUGGUGAGGCUUCUGAAAGUGAAUUGAAGUGGUUGGGGUCCAGGUUUUGGCCAUUGGAAAAACCAGAGCACAGAUAUCUAAUUGAGAGGGAUCCUAUUGGAAAGGGAAGACAAGAAUCUUGUGGCUGCCAAGUGUCAGGUUCUAUAGAAUGUGUCCGAUUUCACAUUUCUGAGAAAAGGUUAAGAGUUAAGCUAGAACUGGGGCCAGCUUUCUACCAUUGGGAAUUCAAUCAGAUGGGCGAGGAAGUUGGGCUCUCUUGGACAGUGGAAGAAGAAAAGAAGUUCAAGGACAUAGUAAAGUCAAAUCCUCCUUCUCUUGGGAUUACCUUUUGGGAUCAAAUAUUCAAGUCUUUUCCUAAGAAGAGCAGGAGAGAAUUGGUAAGCUACUACUUCAAUGUCUUUCUCUUGCACCGUAGAGGAUACCAGAACAGGUUUACACCAAACAAUAUUGAUAGUGACGACGAAGGAUUAGAGUCGGGAUCAGUAACUAAUGAAGUGGUUUUGAAGGGUUUUAGUGACAAACAUGGGCUUGGAAGCGCAGCUGUGGCGAUGAAAGCAGCAAUGAUGCUCUCUAAGUCUGGUUUUCGUGAUUUCAUCUUAUGA
Molecule: messenger RNA, 2055 nt
Organism: Prunus armeniaca (apricot)
Lineage: Eukaryota; Viridiplantae; Streptophyta; Magnoliopsida; Rosales; Rosaceae
Source: the annotation of a GenBank genome assembly